Messenger RNA from Eruca vesicaria subsp. sativa (arugula), 984 nucleotides. The record is from the annotation of a GenBank genome assembly. Lineage: Eukaryota; Viridiplantae; Streptophyta; Magnoliopsida; Brassicales; Brassicaceae.
AUGAAGCCAUCAGCUUCGUUAGAUAGCUGGAGUGAAUAUUUCCGCCGAGGAGAUUCAGACAUCUUCAGGAUCAUCGAUCACGCCAUCAUGGCGAAUCGCUGCACGGGUUGCGACAACCUCGAGCUAUCGGUUCCCGGAGGCGACGAGGAGGCUAAUGAUAUCGGAGAUAUGGGGGUUGAUGGGGGUGAAGCUGGUGGGAGUAAAGAGAGCAAAGCUAAUACCACACUCGGUGAUUUAACAUCUUUGAGGAAGCUAAAGUUGAUGUCUUUGAAUGUUGAUAUCAAGGUUGGUUUCUGGCUGUUCUUGAGAGAGUGGAAGGAGAUUGUUGAUCAAUGGGUGAAGACCACCAAGGAAAUAGCUGAUUCUUUGGACUUUGGAUCAAAACCCACCGCAUCCAUGGCUAACAAAAAGGCAAAAUCAACUGUUUUUCAGAAGAAAAAAAAAAUCUAUACAUACAAAAGCUUGGAGAUAACAAAAGCUAUGAAUCAUGAACAAAUAAAAGCUGAAGUUUUUAAUGAACAGAUGCUGCGCUUUGGGAAUCAUAGCAAGGAUUCUCAGAACCACAUCCUGACAGCGGCUAGGUAUGGUGGCAGUUCGAUGUCUCAGUGGGCGAUGUCACCAGGAAGAUCAUUGGAAGCAGCUCAUCAGACCUCCUCGAGCCUCAAGCCUCCAAGAGACAAAGGCCUUGGUAAACUACUCAACCUUCGUUUUGAUUUCUCCAGGAGAAAGAAGAAGCCUUCUUCACCAUUAAAACCAAAGACAACAGAGUCUACUCAUCAGCUGAAACUUAUGAACAAUCAGUUGGUUCAGUGGAGGUUUGCCAAUGCUAGAGAGUCGGCUGCAAACAAUACUCCGAGCAAAGGUAAUAAUGUCAUCAUCAUCACUUCUACUCAUGAAACCCUUUUCCAGAAACAAUUACUCUGUGCAUGGGAUGCUCUUACCAAAUUACAAAAUUUGGUUAUACAAGAGAGAAUUAAUCUGUAA